UCGCUUCUACGGACACUCGUUUGGGACAUACGUCAUCGAGCUUCCGCCCAAGUGAGAAGCAGCAAAACUUUAAGUAUCAUUUCCCGGGAAACCCAGUUGUUUGGACACGUUGUUGCCGUUAGGUGGGAUCUGACCACUGCACCGGAGCUACAGCCGCUUAAAGUACACAUUUAAUCGCUUUCAUAGCAGCUGUUUGUAACCAUAGAGUGUAUAAAUACGGUUUUACCCGACCGGUUUUAGGAUGUCCGUUGUGGUUGAGAGCACGCAGGGCUGGGUUUUGGAUGCUCGCUCACUUAUUGAUCAGGGGUAUUCGCGUUGCAUCAGAUUGAGAAAUCAUAAUAAUCAAAAGUCACAUGUGAAGUGUCGUUUCAAAAGGCAGUGUUUUCAGGUUUUAAAAAGCCACUGCAAUGUGAGUGCCAGUGCUGCUGCUGUGGAGGGAGGAAACGCGGACAUGUUGCAGAAAACAGACAAACAAUCAAAGAAAAGGAAACGAAAGCACAGUGAACUCAACCAGGGGGAAGUGGAUUCACAGGCCUUCCAUGAGAAGAUCAGGUCUGCUGUCCUGGAGGGGACCAAGUCUUUAGUGGAUAGUGCCAGACCCCUCGGACAUCUAAACGGUGCUGCAGACGCCGUGAAAGAGCCUCUGCCCUCUGAGGAGUGCAGCCUCGCUGCUCUUUGUGAAAUGGCUAAAGAGCUCCCUCUGGUGGACGAUGAGGAGCAGGACGAGUGUGUUCUGCCACUUGUUGCUGAAGAUGGCAGCACGUCACACGUCGACUUGUUCUCUCGGGUAACAGAGAACCGGGCGGACUGGGCAGCAGUGGUCACACUGAUGGGAGAGGAAUAUGUAAUACCACCACACACAGCCUUCCUGCUCUCUGAUUUCACAAGAAUACAGCCCCUCGUCCACUAUGGAAGAAGGUUUGACUUAAUAGUUAUGGAUCCACCGUGGGAAAACAAGUCUGUGAAAAGGAGUCGCAGGUAUAGUUCUUUGCCCUCAUCCCAACUGAAACGGCUCCCGAUACCCACACUGGCCUCCCCGAACUGUUUAGUGGUCACCUGGGUGACAAACCGGCCCAGCCACCUGCGUUUUGUCCGUGACGAGAUGUAUCCACACUGGGGGGUCGAAGUUCUGGCUGAAUGGUUGUGGGUCAAGGUGACCACAUCUGGACAGUUUGUGUUUCCACUGGAUUCCCUUCACAAGAAGCCUUAUGAGGUGCUGGUGCUGGGCCGAUAUCGUUCCCCCGCAGAAAACUCUACAAGCUCUUCAGAGAGGUCGGAGGUUCCUGUGGAGAAUCACCGUUUGAUUGUCAGCGUCCCGUCAGCCCUGCACUCCCAGAAACCCUCACUCUCAGAGGUGUUGAAGCCCUACAUCGCAGCUGAAGCCAAGUGCUUGGAGCUGUUUGCCCGAAGUCUUCAACCUGGAUGGACCAGCUGGGGCAACGAAGUGCUCAAAUUUCAGCACACAAGCUAUUUCACUCUGUCGCCUGCAGACGAUGGAGCGGACGUCCCUAAAGACGACAAACCUGGAGAGUCCUCUCCUCCCCGUCACUGUUCCUCCACUGUGGACUUAUGACCGACCUUUGACACGUGUCACAUCAGUAUUUUAGUGUGUUUUUAAUAAAGAUUCAACACCAGUAUACUUCUACACCAGUUCCUUUUGAUCCGUACUUCUCAUGCAUGUGGGACCUUUGAUUUAUCUUUUUGAGGGGGUCUGGGUACAUUUUUAAGAAAGUGCAUCACAGGGCUUAUGAUGCAUUUGGAGAGAUGAAAGUGCAUUUCUGUGAAGCUAUGUUUUUAACUUCCCACACUGCGUGCACAUAAACAACACUCAAGGUUUAUUUUUUUGCCUUUUGAGUAAUCUUUGGCACAAUAUGUGUCUUAAGGAGGAUCAAAGUAUCUCUAUUUUUACUCUUUUUAUGUUGUUUUGAACUGAAUUUCAAAAUGUUUCCCCAAUACUAAUGAAAGAUGCAGUUUAAUACUGAAUGCAGUUGGUUUGUAGCCGUCCUUUAACACAACUUUUGUUUAAAGUUUUCACUUGAAGUGUUGCAUCCUGUCAAGGACGCCCAGAUCGACGCGCUUAUAUAACAUGUCCGUGAAUUUUCAUUGUUUUCACUGAAAGGCGCACUCUUCAGCGUGUCGCACAUCUAACCGUCAGCAUGGCCAUUAACCUACCUUUUCCCAUCGGGUGGGUCCUCUCUAAUGAGUCUGUGGUCUCCAGAGAGGAGAGCAGAGCUGUCUUUAAAGCAGAUGAGAAUGAGUUACAGCCACUGCAGCACAGUACACAUCACAGCUAAUGAAGCCAGAGCGUGACUCAGGAGGAGCUUGUUCACAUUAGCUUGUCAUGCUCUCUGU
Molecule: messenger RNA, 2352 nt
Organism: Centropristis striata (black sea bass)
Lineage: Eukaryota; Metazoa; Chordata; Actinopteri; Perciformes; Serranidae
Gene: mettl4
Product: methyltransferase 4, N6-adenosine
Exons: 8
Coding region: 242-1573 (443 amino acids)
Cellular component (GO): RNA N6-methyladenosine methyltransferase complex; nucleus; cytosol
Molecular function (GO): RNA methyltransferase activity; site-specific DNA-methyltransferase (adenine-specific) activity; nucleic acid binding
Source: RefSeq, a predicted model, not a curated record